Paracoccidioides lutzii Pb01 is the source of this 1197-nucleotide messenger RNA. RefSeq lists its product as hypothetical. Gene Ontology annotation, cellular component: nucleus. The record is from RefSeq and is a predicted model, not a curated record. Gene Ontology annotation, molecular function: double-stranded RNA binding; ribonuclease III activity. The transcript has 2 exons. Bases 1 to 1197 code for a protein of 398 amino acids. Gene Ontology annotation, biological process: regulation of gene expression; rRNA processing; primary miRNA processing.
AUGGAGACUAAGCGGAAACUGGACCCUUGUACCUCCGAAGAGACAUCCGCGGGGAAUGGCGUGAAAAAACGCAAGAAGAAAAAUUUCCCAGAUGCGGAACCGGACAGUACUCCAACAUCCCCAUCCUUCUCAAACACAGCAAAACAAAGAACAAAAACCCAAUCCCGCCUCCAAAAACUCCAAAAGCUCACCCGCAAACUCUUAAACCACCCCGAACAAAUCUUAGAAGCACCCAUAAAUGGCUCAGCACCCGGCCCGGACCUCCUACAAUCUCUAACAGCGCUUAACAACUCCCUCUCCCUCUCCUCCUCCUCCUCUCCCCAAACCCACAAUCCCCAAGAUCCACCGUCCUACUACUCCCAAUCCCCCCUAGACCGCCUCUACACGCCCUCCCUCCACCUCCACGCCCAAAACAUACUACCCCCCCUCCCCCCCGUUCCCGACAAAUCCCUCCAAACCGCUAUCUUCACUCACGAAGGAGUCAACGACCCCACAAAUACCACAACUACCACCACCUCAACAGAGAAAAACUACGAACGCCUCGAGCUGCUGGGCGACGCCUACAUCGAGAUCUUCGCCACGCGGCUGGUAUGGGAUACCUUCCCGCGUCUGCGGGCCGGCCGGCUGUCUCAGAUUCGAGAAAUGCUGGUCAAAAAUGAGACGUUGGCGGAAUACGCGACGCGGUAUGGGCUUGAUAGGAGGCUGCAGGUUGCGGCGGAGAUACGGCGGCAGGCGAAGACGUGGACGAAGGUGCGUGGGGAUUUGUUCGAGGCGUAUGUUGCUGCGGUGAUAUUAUCGCAUCCGAAGCGCGGGGUGGAGAUGGUUGAGGAGUGGUUGACGCAGUUGUGGAUUCCGAGGUUGGAGGGGGUUGAGAGGGAGAGGCCUGUGCUGCGGUAUAAGGAGGAGUUGGCAAAGAUGGUUAUGGAUAAGGGGGUGCGGGUGAGGUAUGUGGAUGAGAGGGAGGGGGUGCAGAGGAAGGGGGGACUGCAGACAUUUUUUGUGGGGGUUUAUUUGGACGGGUGGGGGUUUCGGGAUGUUUGUCUUGGGACAGGUACGGGGAUGAGUAAGGUUAUUGCGGGGAAUGAAGCGGCAAGGAAGGCUUUAGAGAAUCCGGUUGCGAGGGAGGCGGCGGAGAGGAAGAGGGCGUUUCAUGCUGGUGAUAGGAAGGGGAGUGGUGAGGAGGGAGGGAGGGGGUGA